GAGAUUCCAUUUGCCCUGGCGCGGAUUCGACAGAGUGGUGGAUAUAUCACUACGAGCGAGAGUGCGGCUUUUCAAUUGCAAUGGGAUGCUGGUGUUCCCGGGUUCAAAUCGUUCUCAAACGUUAUGAAGGAAGAGAAGCAUAACACGGUGAGAACGUUGCAGAAGCUG
Suillus discolor is the source of this 168-nucleotide messenger RNA. RefSeq lists its product as uncharacterized. NCBI's taxonomy places the organism in Eukaryota, Fungi, Basidiomycota, Agaricomycetes, Boletales, Suillaceae. The annotation marks the transcript as partial. The record is from RefSeq and is a predicted model, not a curated record. The transcript is spliced from 2 exons.